AUGAAUGGCGUCUUCCGGCCCUUCUCAGCCGCCCGAUCCCCCGUCAGAAUGAUACGAUCGACCAUAUCCGCCGCUGUCUCACCCCCGACGUCAUGUCCAUCAGGUCAGCCCUCUUCCAUUUCUGUCGCCUUCGCAUUCAUCAGGCCUCUCUCGUCCUCCCUCGCGCCGGAACCCAAUUCCCGACCCGACCCGCCUCCGACGUCGGCCACCGACCUCCCUUCCCAGCUGUUCUCCCUCCUGUGCCAGCCGAAUUGGCAGAAACACCCUUCGUUGAGAAAAUUAAUCCCAGCUGUAUGCCCUUCUCUGUUCUCCUCCGUGCUCGCUCAGCACCCCAACCUCAAUCCUCAAACCGCCCUCCAUUUUUUCGAUAUCCUGUCCCGGGCCCCCACUUUCAAGCCCAGUGUUCAGGCCUACGAUUCGCUUUUACGCUUGUUAGUGAGGAACAGGUUGUAUGCGGAUGCGGAUAAAAUCAGGAUUCUCAUGGUCAAAUCGUGUGAGGUGGCGGAGAGUGUGGGCUUCGUGUUGGGAGUUCUGCGAGAGAUGAACCGUGGCCGUGAUGGUGACUUCAGGUUUAAGCUUAGUCUUCGGUCUUAUAACGUGCUCUUGAUGUCGCUGGCGAGGUUUGAGAUGGUCGGCGACAUGGAAUCUGUUUAUAAGGAUAUGUUGGAUGAUAAGUUAUCUCCAAAUAUAUAUACAUUUAAUUCGAUGAUCAAUGCUUAUUGUAAAUUGGGUGAUAUCCGAAAAGCCCAUUAUUAUUUAGGCAAGAUUCUGACGGCUGGUUUGAGGCCGGACACACAUACUUUCACCUCAUUUAUUUUAGGGCAUUGUAGGAAUAAGAAUGUCGAUAGAGCUUAUGAGAUUUUCAGGAAAAUGCAGCAAAAUGGUUGUCGAUGGAAUGAGGUCUCGUAUAAUAUUUUGAUACAUGGGUUGUGCGAAGUUGAGAGGGUGGAUGAGGCAAAGAGGCUGUUUUUACAAAUGGGAGAUGGUAAUUGUUCUCCAAAUGUCAGAACCUACACGAUUUUGAUCGAUGCUUUGUGUGGUUUGGAUAGGAGGUUAGAGGCUUUGGCCCUGCUUGAGGAGAUGAAGAAGAAGGGUUGUGAGCCAAAUGUUCACACUUAUACUGUAGUUAUUGAUAGUAUGUGUAAAGGUGGAAUGCUUGAUAAAGCAAGAAAACUGUUGUUAGCAAUGCUUGGUAAAGGAUUAGUUCCUAAUGUAGUGACUUACAAUGCUUUGAUCAUUGGGUACUGUAAGAAGGGAAUGAUUGAGGCUGCUUUUGAGGUAUUUGAUCUGAUGGAAUCGAAAAAAUGUAGUCCGAAUGUGCGUACUUAUAACGAGUUGAUCUCUGGAUUCUGCAGGGUAAAGAAAGUGCACAAGGCGAUGGCACUUCUUAGUAAGAUGCUAGAGCAGAAGCUUCCUCCUGAUCAAGUCACGUUUAACCUUUUAGUAUGCGGACAUUGUAAAGAAGGUGACACAGAGAAUGCUCUUCGCCUCCUCAGGCUAAUGGAAGACUACAAUGUAGUUCCUGAUCCUUUAACCUAUGGUCCUGUUAUCAAUGCAUUAUGUGAAAAAAGGAGCGUUGAUAAGGCAUAUGCUGUGUUUAACUCCUUCAAAGAGAAGGGUGUGAAGGUGAAUGAAGUUAUUUAUACUGCUCUGAUUGAUGGAUACUGCAAUGUGGAGAAAGUAGACUUUGCCCUACAGCUGUUUGAAAGCAUGCUUGUUGAGGACUGCCCCCCGAACACGUACACUUACAAUGUGCUGAUUAAUGGGUUGUGCAAAGUGAAAAAUUUACCGGAGGCGUCAAAGCUUAUGGAGAAGAUGUUAAAGGAUGGCAUGAAACCCACUGUUGUUACCUACUCAAUUAUCAUUGAGCUGAUGUUGAAAGAAUUUGAAUUCGAAAGCGCUUAUAGAAUUCUAAACCUUAUGGUUUCUCUGGGAUGUAAACCGGAUGUCUGCACGUACACAUCUUUCCUUCUCGCUUAUUGCAACCAAGGGAUGUUGAAAGAAGCUGAGGAUGUCAUGUCCAAAAUGAAAGAAGAAGGCGUGAGACCUGAUUUGAUGGCCUACACAGUCCUAAUCGAUGGAUAUGGACGUCAAGGUCAUCUAAAUCUCGCCUUUGAUACCUUCAAAUCUAUGGUUAGUGCCGGGUACGAACCAUCUCAUUACACCUAUUCUGUUCUAAUUAAACAUCUCUCGCAUGAGAAGCUAAUCAAUGAAGACAGUGGCAGAGCAGGGCUCGGUCUGAAGCCAAUUAAUAUUGCCGAUGUCUGGAAAAUAAUGGAACAUGGUACAGCUCUUGACCUCUUUGAGAAAAUGAAAGAUUGUGGUGUUGCACCGGAUGUAAACACUUACAGUGCGCUCAUCACGGGACUUUGCAGAGAGAGACGCAUCGAAGAAGCCUGGAGGUUGGUUGAUCAUUUGAAAGAGUGUGGAAUGUCCCCGAAUGAAGAAAUUUAUAACAAAUUAGUUGAUUGUUGCUGUAGCAUGAAAAUGUUCGAGGAAGCUAUAAAUUCGAUUAAUGACAUGCUAAAGCAUGGCUAUUUACCUCAAUUAGAGUGCUAUAAGCUGCUUGUUUGCGGGUUAUAUGGCAAGGGAAAUGCUGAGAUGGCCAAGGCAACCUUCCGUAGACUGCUUCAAUGUGAUUACAAUUAUGAUGAAGUGGCUUGGAAAGUUCUGAUUGAUGGCUUGCUGAGCCGGGGCUUUGUGGAUGAAUGCUCUGAGCUGAUGCUGGAAUCAUGGAAGUUAGCAAAUUCUGCACUGACAAGUUACGUUCACGAGCAAGCAUUAUACUCAUGUGAUGCCAUACACGAGGGGAGGAGAAUAUUAUUGAGGCAGGACAUUGGAAGGAUGGUUCUCUUCAUCGCUUAUCCAUCAAGUUUAUUGGCUCCUACUAUUCAGGAUCCAAACGAUCCGACUGUUGUGUUUUUCUGGGAGGGAAUGGACCGUCUUUGCUGCCUUAUUGCAAUUUGCAGCCAUUAG
Striga hermonthica is the source of this 2976-nucleotide messenger RNA. NCBI's taxonomy places the organism in Eukaryota, Viridiplantae, Streptophyta, Magnoliopsida, Lamiales, Orobanchaceae. The record is from the annotation of a GenBank genome assembly.